Molecule: messenger RNA, 1361 nt
Organism: Gossypium raimondii (Peruvian cotton)
Lineage: Eukaryota; Viridiplantae; Streptophyta; Magnoliopsida; Malvales; Malvaceae
Product: GDSL esterase/lipase At3g48460
Exons: 2
Coding region: 53-1213 (386 amino acids)
Molecular function (GO): hydrolase activity, acting on ester bonds
Source: RefSeq, a predicted model, not a curated record
UAUAUAUGCUGAAGUCCCAAAGGACAUUGAAGAAACCUGUAGUACGCAAUCCAUGGCUACCCUUUUUUCAACUCAUUCUUCCUCACAAAACAUCCUCAUUACGUUCACCAUAAUAUUCCUCGCAUCAUCUCUUCUGCCUUCCUAUUCUGCAAUCACUGAGACUGACCAACGCCGCCCAUUUAAGAAGAUCUACGCCUUCGGCGACUCCUUCACCGACACCGGCAACACCGAGUCCCUCUCCGGCCCCAAUGGCUUUGUCCGCGUUUCCAACCCACCUUACGGCACCACCUUCUUUCACCACCCCACCAACCGCUACUCCGAUGGCCGACUCGUCAUCGACUUCGUGGCUCAGUCACUGUCUCUGCCGUUCUUGCCGCCGUACCGUAACAGAAAAGCCAACAGAACUUACGGGGUUAACUUCGCGGUGGCUGGUUCGACGGCGAUAAACCAUGCUUUCUUUGUUAAGAACAACCUUUCGCUUGAUAUCACUCCCGAGUCGAUUCAAACACAAAUGAUGUGGUUUGACAAGUAUUUGGAGAGUGAAGGUUGUAAAGAUCCAGAAUCGGAUCAGUGCAAAGAAGCGUUUGAUGAUGCUCUGUUUUGGGUUGGUGAAAUUGGCGUCAAUGAUUAUGCAUAUACUAUUGGAUCAACUGUGUCAGGCGACACCAUUCGAAAGCUUGCCAUAAAUACUUUUACUGAGUUUUUACAGGGAUUGCUGAAGAAAGGUGCAAAAUACGUGGUCGUUGAAGCACUGCCGACGACAGGUUGUUUACCGUUGGCGAUGACAUUGGCUCCUUCAGACGACAGAGAUGACAUAGGGUGCGUGAAAAGCGUGAACAACCAAAGCAACGCCCAUAACCUCGUCCUCCAAUCCAAGGUGUCGGAUCUCAGACAACAGUUUCCCCAAGCCAUCAUUGUUUACGCUGAUUACUGGAAUGCUUAUCGCACGGUGAUGCAAAGCCCAGAAAAAUACGGAUUCAAAGAGAGCCUCAAAGCAUGUUGCGGAACAGGGGAGCCGUACAACUUCGAGGUUUUCAAUACGUGCGGGAAUCCUUCGGUCACCGCCUGUUCCAACCCUGCCCAAUAUAUCAACUGGGAUGGUGUCCAUCUCACCGAAGCCAUGUAUAAGGUUGUCGCCGACAUGUUUAUCGAUGGGAAUCUCUGUAACCCGCCGUUCAAAACUUUGCUGGAAAGGAAGCUGCGGCAGCCAUGAAUAUGGGAUCUUAAAUUCUUUGUGUGUUCUGAAUUGGUUUAUGUACUUGAGAGAUAUCACUUGUUGUGUCGUUUCGGUUGUGGAAUAGAUAGAUGUAUUUCAAUGGUUGAAUGAAAACUUUGAUUCCACUUGAUGUUUGUUUAUCAAA